AUGGCUGUUGAAGACCAGGCGAAAACUCCAACAACGGACGUCGUCCACGAUGAAACAAAGGCUGAUUUGAGUGAUGGCCAUGCCGACCGCGAGUUGGCGGCGCCUGACGAGGCCAACGUGAAGAUAGGUCCCCGUGUCUACCUGGCACUGCUGGCUCUCGCGCUCACCUACGAAGCGGCCCUCUUCUCAUUCGUUGUCCCAUCGGCAGUUCUCCUGACCAUCAACAACGAUAUUGGCCCCUCGCCCGAUUUCACCUGGAUUAGUACAACAUGGUCCCUGUCAAACGCCAUCCUACAAUCCAUUGCCGGGAGGUUCACGGACAUCUUUGGACGCCAGUACUUUCUCAUCGCCGGCAGUGUACUUGGCUUUGUUGGAACCUUGGUUGCGGGACGUGCAAACACAAUCAGCACUGUCAUUGCUGGUACAACACUGAUGGUACAGUUCUCACCUCCGAUUGGUGUUGGCGCUUCGACUCAGCAGAUUGCCUAUGCAGCGGCCUUUGACAUUGUCCCAAGAAAACAUCGCGGCACGGUUCUUGCGGCCAUGAACCUUGCGGCCUUGCCAGGCUCCAUGUUCGGCGCAGUCAUCGGUUUCAAUAUUGUCAAGACCUUGACCUGGCGGUACACCUUCUACUUCGGCUGCCUGGCAAAUGGUCUUUCCUUUCUCACCCUCGUCUGCUUCUACUGGCCUCCUGGCUGGGUUGGUCUUCACCCGGACGGCAAAUCUCGAAAGCAACAAAUCCGAGAACUUGACUAUGUCUGUGUGGUCAUCUUUGGUGGAGGUUUGAUCGCUUUUCUCCUGGGAGUUCGUUGGGGUGGCAAUCCCACUCUAUGGAUCAGCGCAAAGGUCCUUGCACCACUAUUGAUCGGCGGCGUGACGCUUAUUGUGGCUGUGCCACCCUGGGAAAGAUACAGCAACCCCAAGAUCGACAAACUCUUCCCCCCUGAGCUGAUGACCAGGUUCAGAACGGUCGUUUUGCCCCUUGUUUGUUUAUUCUGUAACGGGGUUGUGCUGGUGAGCUUUCAAGUCUUCUGGCCUCAGCAGGUUCAACGCUUGUUCACAACCGAACCGGGCCGGGCUGGCUGGUUAAGUUUCUGCAUGAAUGGCGGUGGAACUACGGGAAUCAUCGUGUCCGGCUCGCUCUUUGGCAUCAUCAAAUACACCAAAUAUCAAUUGAUCGUCUACGCGGCUUUCCAAUGCGCCUUUACUGCUGCAAUGGCAUCGAUCACCAGGGAUUCGCUGGCGAGAGCUAUUGUUCUCUGCCUCAUUGCGAAAUUUGCCAUAGCCGGCAGUAGCACAAUCGCAACGCUGUUCGUGCAGUUCGGGGCUGGCGAUACCCGCCUUGGUGCCGCGACCGGAAUACGUGGCACGCUUAUAAGCGCGGGGGGUUCCAUUGGUCUCGCGAUUUGCACAUCAGUGGUUGGAAACAAAGUCAGAGAGUCACUGACGCCAGCUUUGGUCGCCGCUGUGGUGGAUGCGGGGCUGCCUGCAGACUCGGCGGCAGGCUUCAUCGCUGCCUUCGUCUCCGGCAAACCGGCCGCGCUUGAUGCCGUCGUAGGAGCGACCCCUGAAGUGAUAGAGGCUGCCACCCAUGCCUCUCAAGCGGUCUAUGCCGACGCUUUCUCUCUCGUGUACUUGAUCACGAUCGUGUUCACAGGGGCGGCAUUGAUCUGCACUUUCUUCAUUCCCAGUGUCGACCAUCACCUGACCAAGCAUACCGCUGUCCAGCUCGACAAGGCCCACAUUGUUGGACAUGGUGAAGGUGAAGCUAAGGUGUUCAGGGAGGAAGACAGUGAGGACAGUCUUGAGAAAAGGUAG
This is a messenger RNA of Fonsecaea nubica, 1818 nucleotides long. RefSeq lists its product as hypothetical. Gene Ontology annotation, molecular function: transmembrane transporter activity. The transcript is spliced from 14 exons. The coding region runs from base 1 to 1818 and encodes 605 amino acids. The record is from RefSeq and is a predicted model, not a curated record. Gene Ontology annotation, biological process: transmembrane transport. Lineage: Eukaryota; Fungi; Ascomycota; Eurotiomycetes; Chaetothyriales; Herpotrichiellaceae.